Boeremia exigua is the source of this 1182-nucleotide messenger RNA. Its product is annotated as PEP phosphonomutase-like protein. NCBI's taxonomy places the organism in Eukaryota, Fungi, Ascomycota, Dothideomycetes, Pleosporales, Didymellaceae. The record is from RefSeq and is a predicted model, not a curated record. The transcript has a single exon. Bases 340 to 1140 code for a protein of 266 amino acids. Gene Ontology annotation, molecular function: catalytic activity.
CCCGACAUCCUACCUUGUCUUAGCUAUGAUACAUCCGAUGUCGCACAUGCUCAUGUAAGAACUGCGGAGACGUUGUGGAACAAAGCAUCGCUGAACCGCAGGGAACCGACGUGUAAUGUCAUGUAAGGGCGGCGUGCAAUACUGAUUCGCCAGUUCGAGAGCCGAGGCUCGCAAACUACUUCCUUCUUCGACAUCGAGGAAAGAGCUCUGACAAACGAACUUCUGUUCGCCUGAGUCAUCUGUUCAAUGUGAUAAAUAGCUGGAACUCAUCUCACAGGAGGAGAGGCACCAAUAUAAUCAACAAUCCCAAAUCACCACGAACCCACACCGCUAUCAAAUAUGACACCAACCACCCAAAACGACCUCGCCAAACGCUUCCGCGCCCUCCACAUCCCCGGCAACCCCCUCGUCCUGACAAAUGUCUGGGACGCGAUAACUGCGCGCGCCAUCGCAGCCCUCCCGUCCACCACCGCCAUAGCGACCGCCUCCUUCGCCGUCGCCGCUGCAGCCGGCCUGCCCGACGACGACCUCGACCUGGCAACCAACCUGCGCGCCGCAGCCUCCAUCGCCAAAGUAGCAGCCGCGCACGAUCUUCCGCUGACGGUGGACUUGCAGGACGGGUAUGGCGCGCAGCUGGACGAGGCGGUGCGGGGCGUGAUCCGGCUUGGCGGCGUAGGGAUCAAUAUCGAGGACUUGGGGCGCGAGGUGGGCGGGCUGUAUGGGAUUGAGGAGCAGUGUGCGCGGAUUCGGAGGGCGGUGGAGAUUGCGCGGGAAGAGGGCGUGCCGGAGUUUGUGGUGAAUGCGCGGUCAGAUGCGCUGUUCGCGGGGGAAGGGCUGGAGGAUGCGGUGCAGCGCGGCAAAUCGUAUUUGCUGGCUGGUGCGUCCAAUGUAUUCCUCUGGGUUGGAUCGAGUGGGCGUAGCUGGGGGAGGGAGGAGAUUGCGCGGGCGGUAGAGGCGUUUGGAGGGCGGUUGAAUGUUACUUUGAUUAGAGGGAGAAGUGGGGGAUUGAGCGUGAAACAGAUCGGAGAGUUGGGGGUCGCAAGGAUUAGUAUUGGGCCGGCACUGAUGCGAUGGAGCGCUGAGCAGAUUGCGGGCGAGGCGCAAAGAAUCCUGGAUGAAGAAGCCGUAAGUCCGGUGUGAUCCACGACAUGCUUCUGAUGUGGAGUAGCAUAGACUACGGCU